GGAUGCGGCGGCGUCACUGACAGGCACAGAGUAAAAGUGAGAGAGUGAAUGACAGAGAGAGACCGGAGCAACACGCAUGUGUGAGGAGCGGAGGAGAGGCACGGGUGCUGUAUUGACUUCAGGCAUUCUCAUGCCGUACAUUUUGCUUCUCUAACCGUACACACACGGGCACGGAGUCACCACACGCAUCUGCAGAGACACACAUAGACGCCGAUUUAGUGGACUUGCGGUCAUGGCAGAGAUAGAGGCUCUCAGUGAAGCCCUGAAGGGACUCAGUGUCAGCACAGAGCUGGUGGAGGAGGAGCUCAAGCCUCAUCUGGACGUUCUGCUGAAUCUCCUGUUGGAGAAGAAGAAAGGAAUGGCAGAGAAAAUCGUUUCUAGUGGUGUUCUGCCCAUACUGGCUCAGGUCCUGAGGAAGAAGAGUCCUCUCGCCUCUCAGGUUACCCUGUUGGUAGCAGAGAUUGCCAGGGAAGCUGGUGUGAGGGAGCAUUGUAUUCAAGCAGGACUGGUGUCAGCAUUAGUGCCUUUAUUGAACAGUUCAGACCAGGAGCAGUUGCUGCACGCGGGCCGAGCGAUCGGACGCAUCUGCUUUGAAAACUCCGUUCAGCAAACUCAGCUGGUAGAGAAUGGAGUCAUCCCCAGGCUGGUGAUCAUAAUGCAGCAGUAUCCUGAGAAUGACCCACUGGUAAACGUCAGCCUGCUGGCCCUUUGCAACCUUGCUGAUGUGGAUGCUGCCCGAGAAGCACUGGCAGAUGUGGGUGUAGCAGAGGUUUUGACUUAUCAGCUGAAACGGGCACCAGAUGCAGAACGUCGACAUCUCAUACUGGAAGUUCUCGGAUCACUAGGAGAAAGUGAUACUCUGAAACUGCAGUUUGUGGAGUCAGGCGUGCCCGAGGCUCUCUCUGAAAUGAUUCGAACCCUUCAGGGCGGCUCUGACACACACGACCUCUGCAGCAUCAAAGUGGCUUCAAACCUCAUAGUGACCCUCCUACUGGGAGAUGAAUCAAUGCAAAAGUGUUUUGGGGAAGGGACAGGGAGAAUCUACCAAGAUGUUCUCUUCUGGCUGCAGUCCAGUAACACUGAGCUGCAGUUGUCAGGAGCUUUGGCCAUUGCUAAUUUUGCCAGAAAUGACAGCAACUGUGUGAAGAUGUUGGAACUGGGGGUUGUUCCUUAUAUUCUGGACCUGUUGGAGCAGCAUGUAACAGAGGGAGAUGUUUCUGUACAGCAUGCAGGCCUUAGUGCACUUAGAAACCUUGCCAUUCCAGCCUCUAAUAAGGUCCGUAUGUUGGAAGAUGGGGUCACGGAGAGGAUCAGGACACUUUUGCGCUCCGACAUGCCUCCCGUCCAGUUUAAACUGCUGGGCACUUUGCGCAUGAUGGUGGACGGCCAAGAGGAAGCAGCUUCAGUGUUAGGGAAGGACGAGAUUCUGUUAGCACGGGUCAUGGAGUGGUGUGAUGCUAAAGAUCACGCUGGUGUCAGGGGUGAGGCCAACCGUCUUUUAGCGGCUCUCAUACGACACAGCCGAAACCCGGAAGUCAUCCAGACUGUUAUUAAAGUAGAUGGAAUUCAACAUCUCAUCUCAAUGGCAAUCAGUGAGCAUGUCAUCAUGCAGAAUGAAGCUUUAGUGGCUCUAGCCAUUGCCUCUGCUAUAGACAUUGAGGCUGUCCAGGAACCGUUUCGGGAUGCUGAUCUCCUGCCCACCUUGCAAAAGAUGCUAGAUGAUCCUGUUGUGGCCGUGGAGGUCAAGUUUAGUGCUUUAGGCCUCAUCUGCAGCCUUGCCAACUCUGGCAUGUUACGGGAGCAGAUAACCUCUCUAAACCUGAGGGACACUCUGUCCAAACUGUCUGCUCACACCAGCACAAAGCUCGCAAAGCAGGCCGACACAGUGAUGGCUGUUCUUUCAGAGACUGGCUAGACUUUACAAACGAUUACACGUCAUAGCAUUACAGACUUCUUUCACAGACAUCAUUUCUGACAUGUAUGAUCACCGCAAAGAGUGCUAAACACACAUACACAUACAUGGCUACUUCAUCUAGCAAUGCAUGUAGUCAAACCAAAGCAAUACAUAUUUAGAUGUGAUUUCAUCAUCCAAAGUAAGAGGUCAGCUUGUCCACGAUAGAAUAUCUAAUUUGUUGACAGCUGUCACCUGUAUCAUUCAUCAAACUGCAGUAAUGAACCCGUGGCUCUCUAAAACAAGUUUAAAAUCUGCUAUAGCAGAAGCAACUCUGUAAAUAGAAUGGGUUUCUCAUCUGUUUAGCAAUAUACAGUGGCAAAUUACUUAGUAAAUAUACUAAAUAACUGCACACAAACAUGCAAUUAAUAAUGAUAAUGUCCAUGGACUUCCAUUAACAGCUCUAGCGAAGCUGCUGUAUGUAUCUAUGACUUUACUGUCUAAAUCUCAAUAUCAAUUCAACAAACAUUUAACUAUAUCAUCUGUAUUAAUGUACCACACUACUUUUAAUGCGAGUCGUGUUAAUAUUUGUCUUGUAAUUUCUUUUGUCAUUAUCAUGGCUGAAUCAAUAUGUCAAGUUAUGACAAAUGUAAAAAAUAACGGUUGGAAAAGAGUGAAUAUAUCUUGGGUUGCAAUGUCUAUUUUCAUAUCAUAGCCAGCCUUACUUUCGUUUUUUUGGGCAGGGCUUUUUGAUGCAAAUUCUUUGAUCAUGUUGAUCAUUUACUACGAGUUAGCACAAAAUACUUCAUAAUCUCUGUAUCGUGAAAGCAAUAGCAAAAAACAUAUUUCAAGAAAAGUUCUUGAGCUUCCCAAGUUUAAAUGAAGAAAGUCUAUCUAACAAGUGUUGUGGAAAUGCUGUUGUUGUGUUUGGAUCAAUGUACAGGUAUGACCUAAAAAUCUAACUCAAUUACUUUCAAGGCCAGACCUCAAAAUGUAGUGAUUAUUGUGUCAGGGAAAGUAACGCUGUGCUUAAAUAAAGCUUGAAUUAUUUAUAUUUAUACACAGUGUUCCUCAGAGAGUCAAAAUGACUGCCUUUUCUGACAUGAGCUGAAUUUUGCUCUUGCUCUGAUGGUGUUCAGUCGUGGCAGAUAGAACGCAGCUUAACAUAGAAACAAAGAUAACCUUCAUGAUUUAAAAAGGCACUUCAGAGUCACAGCACAAUCUCCUUGGUAGCUGCUAUGCUUGUGGAUGUUAAAUAACUAUUUUAAAGAUAUAGACUAUUUUUGUGUGUAAAUUGUACGGUUUACCAGAAAAGCUUGUUUCUGGCAAUAAAGUAAAAGUAUGGCAGACGAUUUCUGGUUUGGUAUAUUGUGAUGUUCAUGCUCUCUGUGUGGGAUAAAUUUAUAUUUAUCAUCAAUACACUGUAACAAGAAAAUUAUCAGUACAUUUUCCUUUAUUUUACAGUCACUUCUGUUAAUGCGUAAAUGCAAUUUAAUGCAGUACAGAAUAUAAAAUACAGGUAAAACAACUGUAAAAAUGAAUACUGAAAUGUCCUUCAUAUUAAUACAGUAUAUCGUGCCCUAUUUUUAUGAAUUUGUUAAUGUAGGUCACAAAACCAGAAAAAUUGUCUUAGAAAUUACCACUAGAUGGAGACAAUAGAAACACUACUGAAACCAAAAGUGAGGUUCUGUUGAAGUAUGGUUAUCCUCCACAUGCAAGAUAUCAUUGACAAAUGUUUAUUCGUUAUACUAAUGAUUGUUUGCAAAAGACAUACAAUGGCCUUAGUGAGCUAAAUCUUCAUUAUAUGACAGGCUUGAAAAUUUGUCCAACAAUCAUUGUAAUUAUUGCUUUCAUCUGCAAUUUGAUUUCAUCCCAGUUUAUGUCUACAAUACAAUUAUUUGUUAUUCAUGGUAACCAAAUAUUUGAAUAAACUCAUGUAAUGAA
This is a messenger RNA of Triplophysa dalaica, 3835 nucleotides long. Its product is annotated as rap1 GTPase-GDP dissociation stimulator 1-B. Bases 233 to 1915 code for a protein of 560 amino acids. The transcript is spliced from 14 exons. The record is from RefSeq and is a predicted model, not a curated record. Gene Ontology annotation, molecular function: guanyl-nucleotide exchange factor activity; protein binding. Gene Ontology annotation, biological process: positive regulation of GTPase activity. Lineage: Eukaryota; Metazoa; Chordata; Actinopteri; Cypriniformes; Nemacheilidae. Gene Ontology annotation, cellular component: cytosol.